AUGGAGGCCAUCGUCCACAAGACAACACACCAGGAUCUGGGAGGAUCUUCUCAGCCCCAGUGUACACCUGAGAGUCCUGACCUGACACCUCCUCAGCCCACCAGCAGUGGUGUGGAGCCACAGGGAAACUGCAGGAGGACCAGAGAGCUGUGGAGGGGAAAGACAGACUUCCUCCUGUCUGUGAUUGGCUAUGCAGUGGAUUUGGGAAAUGUUUGGCGCUUCCCCUACAUCUGUUACCAAAAUGGAGGAGGUGCCUUUCUGGUGCCAUACCUGGUGAUGGCUGUGUUUGGAGGAGUGCCCCUGUUCUACAUGGAGUUGGCAUUGGGCCAGUUCCACCGGUCAGGCUGCAUCUCCAUCUGGACUCACAUCUGUCCCAUCUUCAAAGGCAUUGGCUACGCUAUCUGUGUUGUUGCUCUGUACACAGCGUUCUACUAUAACACCAUCAUGGCCUGGGCCCUGCACUACCUGUUGUCCUCCUUCCACUCCACGCUCCCCUGGACCACGUGUGACAACCCCUGGAACACCCCACGCUGUGUACUCUACAGCCCUGAUGACACCAAUCACACCUGGGGCAACACAUCCACCUCCCCGGCAGAGGAAUACUACCUACGUCACGUGUUGCAGGUGCACCAGUCUCCAGGCCUUCACCACCUGGGCUCGGUCAGCUGGCGCCUGGCCCUCUGUCUGCUCCUCAUCUUCACCGUGGUCUACUUCAGCAUCUGGAGGGGCAUCCGCACCUCAGGCAAGGUGGUGUGGGUGACAGCCACUCUGCCCUACCUGGUCCUUUUUAUGAUGCUCAUGAGGGGACUCAGCCUUCCAGGUGCCUGGAGCGGAGUGCUCUACUACCUUAAGCCUGACUGGACCAAAAUACUCCACACAAAGGUGUGGGUGGAUGCCGGCGCACAGAUUCUCUUCUCCCUGGGUCCCGGCUUUGGGGUUCUGAUGGCACUUGCCAGCUAUAAUAAUUUCCAUAACAACUGUUACAGGGAUGCCCUGGUUGGCAGUUGGGUAAACUGCUUGACCAGUUUCCUGUCCGGCUUUGUCAUCUUCACUGUCCUGGGUUACAUGGCCGAAUUGAGAAAACAGGACAUUGAGUCUGUGGCAAGAGACACAGGUCCUAGUCUGCUCUUCAUCACCUACACGGAGGCCCUCGCCACCAUGCCAGCAGCCCCCUUCUUCUCUUUUAUCUUCUUCCUCAUGAUCAUUGCACUUGGACUGGACAGUACGUUUGCAGGUCUGGAGGGGGUGGUCACAGCGGUGGUAGAUGAGUUCCCUGGUGUCCUGCUGAGAAGGAGAGAAUGGUUCGUUCUGGGCUUAGUGUGCUUCUGCUACUUCGGUGCACUCACCACUGUGGCAUAUGGAGGAGCGUAUGUGGUGAAGCUGUUUGAAGAGUUUGCCACUGGCCCUGCUAUUAUUACGGUUGUCUUUCUGGAAGUGGUGGCUGUUUCCUGGUUCUAUGGUGUCUCUCGGUUCUGUGGAAACGUGCAAAUGAUGUUGGGCUUCAGCCCUGGCUUGUUUUGGAGGACCUGUUGGAUGGUGUUCAGUCCCUGUUUCCUACUGUUCAUCAUCAUCAGUUUCCUGGCGGUCGCUCCAGAGCUCAAGCUCUUUGACUAUCUCUAUCCAUCAUGGACUACAGGCCUUGGGUACGGCAUUGCACUCUCCUCUUUCAUCUGUGUUCCAGCAUACAUGAUCUUCUACAUACUCUCCACCUCUGGAACCUUCAAACAGCGCUUGUUGCAAAGCAUCACCCCGCCGCAAGAUGCAGUACAUGCAGAAGACACUAUGAUGACACAGCUGUGACCCCACACACACACACACAGAGAGAGCGAGAGAGAGAGAGAGAUACGCUCAACAACUUCAACAGGAAAUUAAAAGGAAAAGAGUCACUGAUCCUUGGGGCAUGUAUGGUAUGGCUCAUGAACUGCAGCUCACAGUCAGGACCUUUCCUCUGGGGAGAUCGGAAUGAACUGUUCGGUGACAAAAUGCUUCUUUAUGAUCCUGGCCAUUAUGAAAGCAUCUUUAAAAUCUUCAAAAACAGAAGAAACAUAAUUCACUAACAUGGUAUCACAGUAUUACUAUAGUGGAUACAGUGCAUCAUCAGUGUAUAUCAUGUAAUCUCUUUCUGUUUGAACUACUGUUUCUGUCUAACACUAGAGGGCACUAGAUUUUUAGGAAAUUAUAGCAGGGUGAGGGGUUCAAGUGUAGCAGUGGAUGCAAACGCAGAGCAGCACAUUGAAAUUGAUACUCAUGCUAGGCUA
Molecule: messenger RNA, 2258 nt
Organism: Alosa sapidissima (American shad)
Lineage: Eukaryota; Metazoa; Chordata; Actinopteri; Clupeiformes; Clupeidae
Product: sodium-dependent serotonin transporter-like
Exons: 13
Coding region: 1-1800 (599 amino acids)
Biological process (GO): sodium ion transmembrane transport; serotonin uptake
Cellular component (GO): membrane; neuron projection
Molecular function (GO): serotonin binding; serotonin:sodium:chloride symporter activity
Source: RefSeq, a predicted model, not a curated record